AUGUUGGUGGUGGUGCUUCUAGCUGCUGCCGUACUCAGCAAAGAGUAUAGAAAACUGAAAUCCACGACCUCCAAAUCAAAAUCCCUACAAAAGCCACAAAAAUCCUUGUCCUUAAAUAAAGACAGAAAGUUUGGCACCUGGACCCCGGAGCUGUUUCAACUCCCAGUUCCAGAGCCUUUCCCAAACUGGGACAUCAAAUCCACGUCUCCGUUGCCUUACAGAGCAUUCAAGCACAAAUACAAUAUCACUAUGGGAAUCAGAAACAUGGACUGGAACCUGUGGUUCGAGUUGGAUAACGAGUGGACAAAGUUUCACGAAGAAAAGUUGAAGCGGGUCAAACAGUAUGACAAGAAAUUGCACGAAACCGGUGUUGAAGCUGUUGAUGCUGCUUAUGAGCUUCUUGACGAGAUGAGAAAUUACUUACCAGCCCGGUACCCCACUCUAUUUCAAAAGACUAACUUGGGUGUAAAGAACUUGGAGACAGGCGAAGACCACAAGUUUCGAGGAAGUUAUCGGGUUUAUAAAGGACCGGGUUCAGAAGGUGAAGACCCUAUGUUAAUUGCUGCGAAAAUGGUUCAGGACGAUUUGGCAGUCAUGAUGGAAAGCGAUAAUGGCGAGUAUAUUUUGAAGGCUGGGGCGGUGAUUUUACCCGGGUUCUGGAAGUUGGAAGACAAGUACAACCAAACAUUGGAGAAUAUCCACACACAUGGUGACGUUCCAAAAUUUAAAGAAAAGCUUCAGAGUCCUAUGGAGAAGUUUUUCAUUCGGUUGACAUGUGAUAAAGCUGUUGUUAGAAACAACUACUUCCUCCAAACCGACGAAGAACUCGGGUGGUCUAGUUCCAUUGGAGACGAAUUUGGUGAAAAAGUAGGCUGGUAUACUGCUGAUGAAGCCAAUGAUAUUUCCAAAAUCCACUUAAGAUCUGAGCGACAAAGUUUAAGAAGGCUUCCCAAGUCCGGUGCUAUAGUUUUCACCGUCAGAACAUACUUCAUUCCCAUUUCCAAGCUAGUGGAGGAACCGUAUAUUCCAAGACGUCUUUUGAACGGGAUUCAAAGCUGGGAAGAAGAUGUACAAGAGUAUCGUGGUUACACUAAAUUCAAGGAUAUCUUGUUGCCGUACUUGGAACAAAAAGCCGAGGCUCAAGAGAAGUUGGGAUAUCUUCCUGAAAAGGAGACCAAUGCAUUCCCGUUCUAG
Yamadazyma tenuis ATCC 10573 is the source of this 1194-nucleotide messenger RNA. RefSeq lists its product as uncharacterized. Lineage: Eukaryota; Fungi; Ascomycota; Pichiomycetes; Serinales; Debaryomycetaceae. The record is from RefSeq and is a predicted model, not a curated record.